Caenorhabditis briggsae is the source of this 1191-nucleotide messenger RNA. RefSeq names its product Protein CBR-ASAH-1 (gene Cbr-asah-1). Lineage: Eukaryota; Metazoa; Nematoda; Chromadorea; Rhabditida; Rhabditidae. Gene Ontology annotation, molecular function: N-acylsphingosine amidohydrolase activity; fatty acid amide hydrolase activity. The record is from RefSeq and is a predicted model, not a curated record. The coding region runs from base 1 to 1191 and encodes 396 amino acids. Gene Ontology annotation, cellular component: lysosome. Gene Ontology annotation, biological process: fatty acid metabolic process. The transcript is spliced from 5 exons.
AUGCUCCAAACAGUGUCAAUUUGUGUCCUACUCUUGGCCAUCGGGUGCACCUUGGCCAAGCAUGUGGAGUUGCCGGCUCCAUACAAAGAUCACUGUAUUUUGGAUGAUAAGACCAAUUUGUAUGAUCCAUCCAAGCAAUUUGAUAUUCCGUGGUUCGAUGUGAAUCUGGAUGCUCCACCAUCGGAACGCUGGAAGCAGAUCGGAGCCGCUUACAAAGUGCAGAUCAAAGAGCUGAUUGGAGUGCUGAUUGAGCUUAUCACUCCGAUUUUCCCAAAUGCCGUCGAUUGGGCAGACGACGUGUUCGGAGAGAUGGCACCAAAGCUUGCUCAGCCUUAUCGUGACGAGAUCUACAGUAUCUCGGAAGUCACUGGAAUUCCAUUGGGACAAAUCACAAUGUACAACAUCUUCUACGAGAUUUUCACUGUUUGCACUUCGAUCAUUGCUCAGGAUAAGGAUGGACAUUUGACACACGCUAGAAAUCUGGAUUUCGGACUUUUCAUGGGUUGGGAUCCAGAACUCCACGAUUGGCAAAUCUCCCAGAAGCUCCGUAAGAUGAUCAUCAAUGUCAACUGGAUUAAGGACGGAAAAUUGCUCUUCAAAUCCAACAAUUUCGCUGGAUACAUUGGAAUUUACAAUGGAUUGAAACCCAAUGCAUUCUCUCUGACCGCUGAUGAUCGAUUCCAGCUGGUUGGCGGGUAUUACGGUAUCUUCAAGUGGUUGUUCGGAUUGGAAGCCGAUGGAAAAUGGAUGUCGUGGUUGGCAAGAGAGACUUUGGAGCAGAAGACUACCUAUUUGGAUGCCAAGGAGCACUUGAUGAACACCCCAAUGCUCUCGCCAGUUUAUUACAUUUUGGGAGGAUCCAAGAAGAACGAGGGAUGCAUCAUUGCUCGUUCGCUCAACGGAACCGCCCUUCUCACUGAAUUGGCUGACGCUAAGAAUGGAUGGUACCUUUUGGAGACCAAUUAUGAUCAGGGACAAGAGGAUUUGUACUUGGACGAUCGUGACACGCCAGGAGACCGUUGUAUGGACAAAUUGAGCCAAAAGAACGCGGGAUUCCAAGGAGUAUUCAAUGUUCUCUCAUCGAGAACCAAUUUGAAUAAACUGACAACGUAUACUGUACUCAUGUCUGUCGAAACCGCCCGUUUCGAAACGAUCCUUCAAUCGUGUCCCGGCGAAUGCUAUCCAUGGUAG